This is a messenger RNA of Stegodyphus dumicola, 6591 nucleotides long. RefSeq names its product protein amalgam-like. The record is from RefSeq and is a predicted model, not a curated record. Gene Ontology annotation, cellular component: neuron projection. Lineage: Eukaryota; Metazoa; Arthropoda; Arachnida; Araneae; Eresidae.
ACCAUUCUUCUUUUUUAGCUCUUUUCACGUUCAGUGCUUAUUAACCUCCAGUGAACAUUAUUAUCAGAAAUGAUUUGGAGAGGAAAAGGACAAAAACCGUUGAUGUGAUUUUCCCAGCAUUAGCUUUUCCCGCACGUGCGUUACUGAUUUUCCCUAGCACGUGAUGUCGUAGGGAAAAUUCAGGGAUUAAGACACAGAUUUUUUCCCGUUCUGUAAUUGCUUGCAGAUAAUUGAAGUAAAAGAAGCAAACAGAAUUUUUCGCUUCAUUCCUCUCUAGAAUUUAGAUAAAAUUAGAGAAAAAAAACUAAUAUUCAAAUAAAUUUUUCCUCAUGUCUGUAUUAUCAAUAAUAAGAUAUUGUCGAAGAACUAAAACAGUUUUUGCUGUGGUAAUGCUCUUCGGUAUAGCUAGAAAAGCAACAUCGUCAACAUCUUCAGUGCCACUUCAUCCUCAGCCGACGUUUGUUGACAUCAUUCCGAAUGUCACUGUCCUUGCCGGUAGUGAUGUCAGCUUGCCUUGCACCGUAGAAAAUCUUGGAAGCUAUAGGAUAGCUUGGUCUCGUAAGGAUGAAAACACUUUGUUAAGCAUACAAACUCGAGUCAUCAUUCGAAAUUCCAAGUAUAGGGUGACGCACAACAAUCACAGGAUUUGGUAUUUGCAUAUAGAUAAUGUCCAGGCUAAAGACACUGGACAAUACAUGUGCCAAAUAAACACAACACCCAUGAUUAGUCAAACGGGUUUCCUACAAGUUUUAGUUCCACCUUCGAUCGACGAGGAACAAACAAGUUCGGACAUGCAAGUACGGGAGGGAAGUGAUGUGACUCUCAAGUGCAUCGCCAAGGGAGCACCAAAUCCUGACAUCAAGUGGCGAAGAGAGGAUGAGGUUGACAUACCUGUGGGGAAAGACAGAGAGAAUAUCAUUCAUGGGAAUUCACUUAAUCUCACAAAAGUAAGCAGACUGGAUAUGGGAGCUUACUUAUGUAUGGCGACUAAUGGAGUGCAUCCGCCAGCAAGCAAGCGUAUACAGCUCAGUGUCAACUUUCCUCCUAUGGUUUGGAUCCCUAAUCAGCUUAUCGGAGCACCACUGGGAAGUGAUAUAACACUUGACUGCAACCUUGAACUUCAUCCUCGAGCUGUCACUUUCUGGACUAAAGAACAUGUCCACAUAGUUUCAUCUGGAACUAAAUUUGAUAGUUUAGAUAUUGUGUCCGGGAGUUAUAAAGUUCAGAUGAAGCUGAUAAUUCAUAACUUGAACCCAGAAGAUUUUGGAGCAUACACGUGCGUGGCCAAAAAUUCCUUAGGAGAAACGAAAGGCACUAUACGCUUGUAUGAAAUUCCACCACCUACUACGGCAGACAUUAACUCACAUCAAGUUUCACCAGUUAUGAAAUCGAAAAAGCUGCAAAACGGAGAAAACACUUCAGAGCUUCAAAGUUUUGGAGGUAAUCCAACUCUGCCUUCUAUUGAUAGUAACAACAAUCGUAUUCUCAGCUCCGAUACUCGGCAGCCAAUAGAAAAGGGAAGUAUGGAAGCAGGUUACUCUAAGAGUGCUCGAUUCUAUAACCAGUCCAACCUUCUGUCGCCUUCGAUACUCACCUUCUUUUACCUCUUCCGUAGAAUACUGGAAAGAAGGACAACUUGAUUAUUACCAUCAGUCAAAUGCCUUUGCUGAACCAGAUGACGAGUGUUGAAUUAUUCAUCAUAUCCUUAACUCUUCCAAAAACCGUUUUUAAUCUUCGGAACACCUUAAAGUUAGUGCUGUACAAAUAAAACCUUGCAUUACUCACUCCCUAGCUUUCGAGUUUUAUAUCUUGUCACCAUUUCUUGACAGUGAUUAAUGAUGAUAUGGGAAUGAAUAAGUUAUAUACAAAUGUUGAUGAUAAACGCAGUUGAAAAUUGCUUGUGUAGUUUUGAACUAUACUAUAUUUUAGUUAUAUCAUACUCUUGUGCAUUAUGUAUUCAUGAAAUCUGCAUGAAGUAGCUUGGAGUCAAAUGUAACGAAAGUUCUAAAUGCAUUAUAAAAUGCAGAACUGCAAUCAAUAUGUAAGACUCAUUUCAAAAUAAUAUGAUUAAUGAAACACCUUGAAUCAAGCAUUCUUCAGAAUAUACCUAGAAGAAAACUGCAAAAUUUACGGUUCAAUUUAAUUGAAAUAAGGAAUAUUUAAGCAAAACGUUUACUAAUUACAACAAAAGUAUCUAAAUUUAAAAAAUACUGAAAACGUGUAAAAUCUUUCAUAUAUUAAAAAAUAACUAUAUUUUUAAACAAAUUUAGGGUUUUUCCACUUUUUUCCUUAGGCUAAUAAACUUAAAUUCCGACCCUAAAUAAAGGCAAUGCGGUUUUCUCGGAACGUUGUUAAAAUACUUGGUAAUACGGGAGAAAUAUGCAACAAAAUGUUAAUGCCUGGAAGAAAAGAUGUAAUAUUGUCGUGUAGUGGAUUUCACUAUGAGAAAAAUGAAGAUUGGAAAUGUUCUAUAAUUUCUAUGGCAUUCUUCGCCAACUUAUUAAGAACAAUUUUCUCUUAUUGGAGAUAGCCUUUAUAUUACAUUAAAUAUAUCAGCUGUUUUCAAUUGAUCUUUCAAUCAUUUUAGUAUCUAGGGUUUUCGCAGGUUAUGAUAACAUAGUAAUACUUGGUAAUUUUUAUUUCAGAUAUUAUAUAUAUUCAGAUAUCAGAUAUUUCAAAUAUAAGUGUGCUUCACGUUAUCGAAAUAAGGCAUUGCUUACACCAGCUAAAAAAAGUGUAAUCUAAUUUCUAAAGUUAUCAAGAAUAUAGCGGACAAUACUUAAACACGAACCAAAGGAGACAGGCUACCGUAACAGAUGGCUUUCCAGAUCAUUAUACCCUGUGUUUGACAAGAUGUAUACGUUUCGAAAUGUUUGGUUAGAUAACACAUCGGUGGCAUAUGCGUAUUUGCUCAUCGUCGGAAAUUUAAAAAAAAAAUCGCUCUCCGUCACUGGUAUGGGCGGCAAAAUGGUUUAAUAAAGUUCUGUCAUUUAGAGAGACUACUCCUGGACAGUAUCAAUCCAAGCUUAUUAAACUAUGAAUUUAACAUGAGAUCGAUUCAAUAAAAUGUUCAGCAGUUAUCUGCCCAAUGGACGUAGGUCAUAAAAUCCUACUUUCUUAAGGCUAUUAAAAAUCAUUUGUAGGGGGAUUGUUUGAAAGUUGAAACAAUUUUAAUGCCUUAACAAGAUAAGAGGUUUUAGCAGAAUGAAAAAUCUUACCUUUUCAAGGCAUCAUUUAAUAAAAGUAAUUGUAUUUCUUAUAAAUACCAAUAUAAAAUUAUUUUAUUUUAAUAAGAUUUUCUAGCGUGAACGAAAAUAAAUCUUUCCUUUGUCUUGUAUGACUGAGACUUUCUCGCAAAUUGUAUUUGUGGUAAAUUCUGAUCGCAAUACUACCCCAAACGAACUCGAUAAUGGUCUCAAUGAGAUGGAUAGUCUUGUUGAAAGAAAUAAUCAUCACUUCUUUCUCUCAACUGAUAGCAUCAAAUAACUAUCCUCUGGACCUAGAUAUGUGUUGCAUCAACAAAGGUGGUACAUAGAGCGUUCGUGAAGUAUAUGAAAACAAUUUAAUGAGUUCGUUCUUAUUUCAGUGUAAUGAAUUCUGGUAUAUGUUUUGCAGGUUAUUUGUUAGGAAUUUUUAAAAUUGUUAACGGUUCAUGAAUAACUCUGUAGUGCAAGUUAACACUGAACAUUUUUAUUGACACCUAAUCACUUUUACUUAUAGACUAGCAAGCAAGCUCGCCAGAUGAGUGGGCGGCUGCCAAAGCAAAAUUUAUACGUUAUAUCUACACCUGGAAAAAAAUGUAUUAAAACAUUAAAAUAUAAAUGAAAUCAGUUCAUUCUUUCCAAAUAACAACCAAUUCGUAAAUAAUUCUCUGUUGCCAAAUCAGAAAACAAAAACGUUUGACAUUUGCGGUAUGCGUAUAACGUCAUGAUUUAAAUCUAAUGUAAUAUAACAACUUUUUCUCGACAUCAAUAAAAGAAUUAAUGUGGCAAUAACUUAUCGUGUCAGUUAUAUAUUACCCUGAUACAGAAAAAAGUUGCCAACAGCAGCUACUUAUUUAAAAUGUUGACAUUAACGUAAAAGUUUCGACAUACAAUAAACGUCGCAUGCAAUCGCGUGAUUUCUUCAACGUCAGAAUCCAGCGAGAGAGACUUUUGCCACUCGGAAACAUAAUUGCCAAAAUUAGAGUUUCAAAGCUUCUAAUUACUUUCUCAGCUGAUUAAAGGCUUACGAAGAUGAGAAAGAUCGAAAUGGCUUCCCACGAAUUUUUGGAAUUCGGCAGUACCUCUGUCAAAACUCAACUGUCCGCUGUUCGGAGGAGAUGAUGUCACAAACAGAGGAACGCACGCAGAUCUAAUAGUACAGAUUUCUUACUAACUCUGCAUAAAUCUGUGCGUAAAUUAUUUCAUCAAAGUUUGUGUGCAUUAAGAUGAUUUCUACUGUUUCUUAUAUUAGUAAAAUAACACUUUUCUGAAAACUUUCUUCAAAAAAUUAUUUUUCUGAAAUUAGCUUAAGAAAUUUACUUAAAACUUUAAUGACUGAAAGCUAUUUAAAGCAUAUUUUUCUCUGAAUCGUAUUCAUGACUAAAUGCGUCAUAGUAGUCAAAAUUAAUAAUUGUAAAAGAAUUUCAGUAUAUUUCAGUAGAUAUAGCAUUUUUGAAAAUGAAAGGAUACUUCACAUAUUAUCCCCUCGACCGUAGAAGUGCCGCUAAGCAGUGCGAUUUAGCGCCAAUUCUAGACAUGCAGGAUGUAGCAAUAAAAUCAUAACACCCUCGCUUUUGUUUAAUAUAACUCCAAUUGAUUUGCAAUGUGCCACGUUUCGUUUUUAUGAUCAAGAAUAUAAAUUGACUAUUAUGGUUGGAUUUUUCUCUUAUAUUUUGUAAACUAAUACUAAAAUUUGGGACCUGCCUUCUAUAGAAAAAUAAGCAGUGGAUUAUUUCUAAUGCAAAAAGGAAGUGAGUGGAAUAUUAAUCGUUUUUUUUAAUAAAGAGAAACUAUAUAUCUUCACAAUUCAUCAGGAAUGAUUAAAACAAAAUAAAAUCCUAGUAUACGGUACGGCCUUGGCGUAUUUUGAAAACUGUUGUCAACACCAAAAUGACUCGUUUUUCUACUGAUCUUAAAUACCGCUCAUCGUAAUGUCGCCAAAAAUCGUCAAAUCCCGUGUGUACCUUACACGAAAAUUAGACACUGGAGUAAUUUUGACGGAGAUCUCCGGCAACUUUCAUAGCUCUUUGGUAGUCAACUUUCUCCGUUGUAGGAUGUAAUAUACAUUUUAAAACAAAAGAAUUUAAAAUAUUUUAACAACUUUAUUUUUAACCUUUUUCAAAUGAAGCAUAACGAACGAAAGAACUACUUAAGUUCUUUAAAUUACAUUAACAUAGCUAUAGAGAAUUGCCACAUAAGAAGUACAAAUUUUACCAAUUUAAAGGCGCAAGAAUUGCAUUAUUAUUAUUGUUAUUAUUUUAAAGAUUGACGUUAACAAGUACCCUCAUCGAAUACUUUUAAUUCAGUUUAAUUAAUUAAUUUAAAUUAAGAUCCAGUAGCUCUAAUUAAAAUUAGAAUCUAAGAUACCUUAGAACUCGUUUCGUGGCGUAAUGUUCACUUCCUGUUAUUGAAAAAUCUAAAAACGUUGAUACUAGGACUGAAUUGUUUAUAAGCUUCAGUAAGCCGAUUAAAUUUAACAUUAACUAAAGCUAGUCUGCAUAUUACUUUUUGAUUAAUAUAAUAUUUAGUAUUAUAUUUUUAUCAUUGAAUCUUUUUAAAUUUAAAAUUGAGCAAAAUGUAACUGAAUUUUAUAAAACUGAAAAAUUACAGAUACGAGUAACAUUUAAUUUUUCUCUAAAACCAUUGGCUCUGGAAUCGACUUUGUACGAGAUUUCUUCUUCACGUGAAGCAGUCACACUUAUGUAUUAAAGUACAGUAGUCUAUGAAAUGAAUAAACUAAAAUGGAUAUCGACAUUUAUUUCGUAUAAAAGUGUUCAAACUGACCGUGAUCAGCUGAAAUAUUGUUUUUAAUACCAAUCUCAAAAGUUUCAGAUAUAUAAGAAAUGAUACUGUAUUUUGAAUUUCCUUAUUUAAGUUUAUGUGUUCCAUUUUAAGCACAUUUUUAGAAUUAUUUAUUUUUUUAAAUAAAUUACAAUAGCAGAAUCUUAUUUUUCAAUCAUAGCAAAGAUUGUAGUGCAGUUUAAGAAAUCUUUCAAAAACAAACAUAUCUUUUAAUAAUAAAAUUAGAAACGUUAUGGUAGGAAAAAGAAAGUUUCCUGUUUCAGAAAAUACGAUAUUGAAAAUCUCUUUAAAUCGUUUUUGAAUAAAUGUUUCAGUGUAAUCUUAGUAAAAUAAAUAUAUGCUGAAUGCCUUCUAUUGCCAUCAAAGGUGCCAACUGCAUGAUAUAUUUCCUUAAAUAUUUAGCGAAGUACUUUGUAUUCAUAUCAAUAUAAGAAAUGAUUUUUGAGGUGCUGAAUUUCCUUAAUAUUACUUGUGCUGUCCUUCGAAACAUUUGUGAAUUUUUCUAUGUAUAAUAUAUUUCCUGUAUUUAUGCAUUCUAAAUCAUUAGUCUGCUAGUGUAAUGUUUACGUACUGGGAAAUAAAGAAC